Polypterus senegalus (gray bichir) is the source of this 2457-nucleotide messenger RNA. RefSeq names its product 6-phosphofructo-2-kinase/fructose-2,6-bisphosphatase-like. Gene Ontology annotation, biological process: fructose metabolic process; fructose 2,6-bisphosphate metabolic process. The transcript is spliced from 15 exons. Gene Ontology annotation, cellular component: cytosol; 6-phosphofructo-2-kinase/fructose-2,6-biphosphatase complex. The coding region runs from base 369 to 1796 and encodes 475 amino acids. Gene Ontology annotation, molecular function: 6-phosphofructo-2-kinase activity; fructose-2,6-bisphosphate 2-phosphatase activity; ATP binding. Lineage: Eukaryota; Metazoa; Chordata; Cladistia; Polypteriformes; Polypteridae. The record is from RefSeq and is a predicted model, not a curated record.
GGAGGGACAGAGAGAGAGAGAGACGGCGAAGGUUAAAGGGCUUGAUUUGCCAAGCCGGCGUGGUGCGCUUCACUUGCUUUCCGCGAUUGUUUAUCCUUUAUUGUCUUUACAAAGAGCGAAAAGAUAAAACUGUGAAGAUCUUGCCAACCAGAAUGCAUCUGUGAAAUAUGGAAUGCGUAGACAGUUCUGAGGCAACGAAUCAGUCCUGAAUGUUCCUUUCAUCCCGAUACUGGAUAUGAGCAGUGCGUGUUUUGGUGGAAGCAGAUGAGCACAGCUGAACUCCGAAUUGGCGCCGUCCUGCAGAGCUUUGUAGGCGACAUAAGCUCUAAAACGUGACGCGAUCAGUAGCCGCAGUCGACAGCAGCAGCAUGACUUCAGAGCGCCGGGUGAACUGCAUGCAAGCCUCAGUGCCUCAAUUCACCAACUCCCCAACCAUGAUUGUUAUGGUGGGCCUUCCAGCCAGAGGGAAGACCUACAUCUCCAAGAAGUUGACACGGUAUCUCAAUUGGAUUGGAGUGCCGACAAAAGUGUUUAAUGUGGGACAGUAUCGUCGGGAAGCUGUACAGACCUACAAAUCAUAUGAAUUCUUUAUGCCAAAUAAUGAAGAUGCAAUGAAAAUUCGGAAGGCAUGUGCCAUUGCUGCACUUCAAGAUGUCAAUAUCUACCUCACGCAUGAGCAGGGACAAGUGGCGGUUUUUGAUGCCACCAACACCACAAGGGAUCGUCGGGAGCUGAUUAUUAACUUUUCAAAGGAAAAUGGAUACAAAGUGUUCUUUGUGGAAUCUAUUUGUGAUGACCCAGAUAUAAUUGAAGCUAAUAUACUACAAGUGAAGCUGACUAGUCCGGACUACAAAGACUGUGAUAAAGAAAAAGUAGUAGAAGACUUUUUGAAAAGGAUUGAGUGCUACAAAAUUAACUAUACUCCAUUGCACGAUGAAUAUGACAGGAACCUUUCAUACAUCAAAAUUUUUAAUGUUGGCAGUCGGUACUUAGUGAACCAUGUAUUAGAUCACAUUCAGAGCCGCAUUGUCUACUAUUUGAUGAACAUUCAUGUGACACCACGUUCCAUCUAUCUGUGCCGACAUGGUGAAAGUGAGCUUAAUUUGUUAGGCCGCAUUGGUGGGGACUCAGGCCUCUCAGAACGAGGAAAGAAGUUUGCUAGUGAAUUGGGACUCUUUAUGCGGGAUCAGGCCAUUCAAGACCUAAAGGUGUGGACAAGCCACAUGAAACGAACUAUUCAAACUGCUGAAGCCCUGGGUGUGCCUUAUGAGCAGUGGAAGGCCCUCAAUGAGAUUGAUGCGGGAGUGUGUGAAGAAAUGGCUUAUGAAGAAAUCCAGGAAAACUACCCACUAGAGUUUGCCUUGCGAGACCAGGACAAGUACCGCUACCGUUACCCAAAGGGCGAGUCUUAUGAGGACCUGGUUCAGCGGCUGGAACCAGUAAUAAUGGAGCUGGAGCGUCAAGAGAAUGUCCUAGUAAUCUGCCACCAAGCUGUCAUGAGGUGUCUUCUGGCUUACUUCCUUGACAAAAGUGCGGAAGAGCUUCCUUAUCUUAAGUGCCCACUUCAUACUGUAUUGAAGCUUACACCGGUGGCAUAUGGUUGCAAAGUAGAGUCCUUCUUCCUCAACAUCGAAGCAGUUAAUACUCACAGAGAUAAGCCAGAGAAUCAGAUUGCUCGACCAAGUGAUGCUCCUCUGUACCGACAUCGGCGUCCUGUGCCUCUUGCUAGUCCAGCUCCAACUAAAACCCCUCGUCUUGAGGACUUGGGGGAAACAUCACCACCAUGCAGAAUGUAGAAGUCACUCGGAAUCCAGAAGAAGCCUUGGAUACUGUGCCAGCUCACAUCUGAAGAUUCCUGGAUUUUCUCAUAGACACUAAUUCUGGUGCAGAGAAAGAUGAGCAUAUUAGAUUAUCUAAUUGCCUACUACACUGGCACCUGGGUUCCAUAAGAAAUUGUUAUGCAAUAUAAAAAUGUAUAUGUAAAUGACUUAAAAAGACUGAAUUUUAUGUCCUGGUGUACAAGGAGUGGGAAAAAAUAUUUCACUUGGAGAAGUUUGCUCAGUAUGGAAUGUUUUCAGGAGCACUAGCAAUGGCUGUAGAGCAAUGAAAGUAAGAAUUUAAUAUAAAAUGUAUGCAAUAUUAAAACAAUACUGUAUAGAGAAGCAAUGAGAAAAGGAAGAAACAUCACAAGGUUAAUGAAUAUCUUCACCAAUGCAAUAGACAGCAGAGCAAAUAGGACCAUUUUGGUUUUAAUAGAUUCCUUUUAAACUCAUUAAUGACUUUUCUGUAAUUUAUUUCUCCCUUAUCAUGUACAUAAUCAGAUAGGAUAUAUACUUAAAUGUGCAUAAGAAAUACAAUUUUUGAGAAAGAUUAAGACAGCAUUUUAAAAACACUUUUAUUUUUGCAAUCAACACUAGAAUGAACAUUCAUUUUACAAACUUAUUGAAAAUAACUGGU